AUGUCAAAUGAUGCCAGAGGCCCUCUAUUUUUACCAGUAAACGAUGACGAUGAGGAAGAACUUCAGCAGGCCCUUGCGCAGGACCCCGAACCGGCGACGAUACAUCUGUCUUUACCGCUCGAAUACCAGCGGACUGCGUUCAAAGAAGUCCGCGAGGAGGAUGGGUUGGUGAUUCUUGCACGCGGUCUCGGAUUACAGAGGACCAUCGCGAACCUACUACAUUCCUAUGAUACGCCUGGAAACCUAGUAGUUCUCGUCAAUGCCGAUAGUCGUGAGGAAGACUUCAUCGGGGAAGCUAUCGCAGAACUCGGUGCGAAGAGCGACAAUGGAGGGCUGGGAUUGAGGAUUGUGCGCAAUGAAGGUAUGGGUGUGGAGAAACGUCAGAAGCUUUACGUCGGUGGUGGCCUGUUCAGUGUCAGUUCGAGAAUUCUCGUAGUGGACCUCCUGACAGGGUUAUUGGAUCCAGAGAAGGUGACAGGCCUGGUGGUCAUCCGAUCAGAACGAGUAGUCACAACAUCCAUCGAAGCCUUCAUCCUAAGAAUCUUCAGACAGAAGAACAAAGAUGGGUUCAUCAAAGCCUUCUCCGACAACCCCGAGCCAUUCACGACAGGAUUCGCGCCAUUGACAAACAUGAUGCGGAACCUCUUCCUUCGCCGGGCAUAUCUGUAUCCACGAUUCCAUAUCGCUGUUGCGGAGUCCUUGGAGACGAAGACAAAGAAAAGUUCGUCCCAACAUAGAGCGACGGAUGUGGUCGAGUUGGAAGUGCAGAUGACGGAGGAUAUGAGACUGAUACAGAAUGCCGUGUUGGAGUGUAUGGAGGUUUGCUUGGCGGAGUUGAAGAGGUCGAAUCCAGGGUUGAUUGAUAUUGAGGAGUGGAAUGUUGAGAGUGCGUUGACGCGUAAUUUCGAUGUUACUGUCCGGAGACAGUUGGAUCCGGUGUGGCAUCGCGUGAGCUGGAAGACUCGGGGUAUCGUCGGGGAUCUGGGUACGUUGAGGUCGAUAUUGCACUACCUCCUCAGCUAUGAUUGCGUGAGCUUCAACAAGAUCUUGGAAACGAUUUUGGCGACGAAUACACCUGCACCGGGGUCAACGCGACAAAGUGCAAGUCCGUGGCUUUUCUUGGAUGCAGCGAAUACGAUCUUUACGCUGGCGCGGAAGAGGGUGUAUACGGAGACACUGGGGUCCUUGAAGACUGAGCCGGUACUUGAGGAACAGCCGAAGUGGGGUACAUUGGCGGAGGUGAUGGAUGAGAUCGAGCGUGAACUCCAUUUCAGCCCGCCUGGACCAGAUGCUGGAACGAACUCUGUCCUGAUUAUGUGUUCCGACGAACGAACGGCUGGACAAAUCAGGGAAUACUUGCAAACCAUGCAUGAUGGUGUUAAAGGUGAUGGACCCAGUGCUAGGCUCAUGCUGAAACGCAAGCUGAGGGAUUACUUUGAGUGGAAGAAGGGGUGGAAAAACUUGAGUGAGCAAAUUGCAAAGGAGAAGGAAGACGCUAAUGGAGGAAGACCUGGGUCGUCAACUGGUGAUAAGCGUGGGAAGGAUGAUAGGAGUUCGUUCCGGGGCCGGCAACCGCCGAACAAGAGACGGAGGGUACGUGGAGGUGGUACAUCUGCGGCUACGGCGGGAGGGAGGCAGGUCAUUACGAUCGAUGAUGAGGAUCAGAAUAUGGCGGAAAUGGCGGCGUCGAUUCAGGAUGCGGCUGAUGGGGAGGUUAAGGAGGAGAUCUUCAUCAUUGAUCAGUUCGAGGAUAUGGGAAGCAAUUUUGAGAUGUAUGAUAUGGAUGAUUUGGUCUGUGUCGUACCAUAUGACGGUGAUAUGGAUGAUCGCGUUCUGGAAGAACUGAAGCCGAGGUUUGUCAUCAUGUAUGAUCCCGACCCUGCUUUUAUUCGACGCAUCGAGAUGUACAGGAGUACAUACCGAAACCGGAGCAUGAGGAUGUAUUUCAUGUACUAUGGUGCGAGUGUCGAGGAACAGCGGUAUCUGAGCUCCGUACGGAAAGAGAAAGAUGCGUUCACGAAGCUAAUUCGGGAGAGGGGAAAUAUGGCCCUAACUUUCACCAAGGAUACGGGUAUCGAGGAUCCCCAGGAGGCGUUCUUGCGAACUGUGAAUACGAGGAUUGCGGGUGGGGGAAGGUUGAAAGUUACUGCGGAGCCGCCGAGGGUCGUGGUUGAUGUGCGUGAGUUCAGGUCCAGUUUGCCGAGUUUGUUGCAUGGGCGGAAUCUGACCAUCAUUCCAUGUUUACUGACGGUGGGUGAUUACAUCCUGUCACCAACCAUGUGCGUGGAGCGAAAGUCUGUCAAGGAUUUGAUUCAGUCAUUGGCGAAUGGUCGGUUGUGGACGCAGUGCGAGACGAUGUUAUUGCAUUACAAGACUCCGAUUAUCUUGAUCGAGUUUGAGCAGAACAAGUCGUUCAAUUUGGAGCCGUUUGCGGACAUGACGGGGAGUAUUGGGCAGAAUGAUUUACAGAGUAAGUUGGUGUUGCUCAUGCUGGCGUUCCCCAAAGUCAAGAUUAUCUGGUCGUCGUCACCGUAUCAGACUGCUGAGAUCUUCGAGGAUUUGAAGAAGCAGCAUGAGGAGCCUGAUCCGUUGAAGGCUGUCACCAUUGGUCUUGAGGAAGGUGAGGAUGCGACGUCGCAGUAUAAUCAGGCUGCUGUUGAUUUGUUGCGUGGAGUACCGGGGAUUACGGAACGGAACUACAAGAACGUCAUAUUCUCGUCCGAGAACGUGAAGGAAUUCGUGAACUCGACACAGAGGGAGAUUAUCGACAUGAUCGGACCUGAGGCAGGAAGGCAGGUCCAUGCAUUUUUCAACAGGGACUUUAAGGGUUAGGCGGGGUACGGUUACGCGGCGUUUUUGCUUUUACGCAUUCGCUCUGUUCCCUGUGCAGUGACAGCGAUCGACGGAGAACUGACCGAGGGGCCGUAGCCGCCGUCUCGUACCGCGUACCGCGUACCGAGGUUAUCUGACAGCUGUGUGCUGUGCUCGAGCUCUACCGACACCCCCGCUGCGCCGGCCGAGG
Molecule: messenger RNA, 3022 nt
Organism: Saitoella complicata NRRL Y-17804
Lineage: Eukaryota; Fungi; Ascomycota; Saitoellomycetes; Saitoellales; Saitoellaceae
Product: DNA repair protein
Exons: 2
Coding region: 1-2832 (943 amino acids)
Biological process (GO): double-strand break repair via homologous recombination; resolution of meiotic recombination intermediates; double-strand break repair via single-strand annealing, removal of nonhomologous ends
Cellular component (GO): nucleotide-excision repair factor 1 complex
Molecular function (GO): single-stranded DNA endonuclease activity; single-stranded DNA binding; damaged DNA binding
Source: RefSeq, a predicted model, not a curated record